CCCUCGCGCGCGCGGGCGCCCACGGUCCCAGGCACAGCACAGAGCUGCACACGGAGGCGGCGCGCGGCGGGCCGAACCCUAGAGUGCGGCGGACGGUGGCAAGCAGCCGCGAGUUGGUGAGGAGAUCAGCGGCGCGGCACCGCGGCAGCGGGCGCCACGGAGAGGAGUGCGGGGCAGUCGUCAAGCCUGCGGGUGGCGGUGGCCAAGCGGCGGCAGGCGGGCUCCGGGCUUCAGCGGCCAAGCGGCGCCUGGAAGAGGCCGAAGGCGGCAGGGGCUGUCGUGCGGCGCCAGAGAGAGGAGGAAGCAGCCGAGCAGGCCGAGCGUUGCGAGAAGAGCAGUGGCAACUAGCAGGCCGAGCUGGUGAGCAGAGCGAGGCAGAUUCCUUUUAUCAAUUAUGUGUCGUAUGCAGUGCUGAAAGAUUCAUAUCUCCCAUGCUCCUGUGGUGGCGGCCCAAAUGCACUACUGAAUGGUUGAGGCACAGGAGAGUUUUUCCCUGGGAAUUUUUUUCUUGCCCCUUCUCUAUGCUUGCCGCUUCAGUUCAAUCAGACUACUCGAGUGGUGAUGAAAAGCUGAAUUGUGUUCCUGAUAAUGAACUUGUUCCUGAUAAUGAACUUAUCCGGAAACGAGCCCGCUCUUUGAGCUCUGAUAGUGUUGUGGAGACACUCCGCUGCCUAAGGAGGAGGCCUGCUGUUGCAUUUGCCUACUUUAAAGAUACUGAGAGCAUUGGGUUUCACCAUGACUUUUCAACCUAUUCAGAGAUCAUAAAUAUUUUAUCCCAUUCACGGCAGGGGAAGAUGUUGGUAUCCUUGUUAUGUGAGAUUGUUUCGCCAACUGGUAGUGGUGAUCCUGAAAUCUUACCACUCAUUGAUCACCUAAGAAAAACAUGUGCCACUUCUCAUGCACUCUCAUUUGCAGGCAAUUGCUUAAUCAAGGCAUACACCACAUGCCACGAUGCACAAAUGACAAUAGAUAUGUUUAAUCUCCUUUGCAGGCUUGGAUUUGUUCCUUCAGUUUGGGCUUGCAACUUUCUGCUCAAAUUUGUAGCUCAGAGCGGUGAAUCGGAGAUGGUUGUCGCAGCUUAUGAUCAAAUGAAGUGCUUUCAGUUGACUCUUGAUGCUCAUUCAUUGAGCAUGGUCACUAGGUCGCUUUUCCAAGCAAAGAAGGUGGAUGAAGCAUUGCAAGUGUGGUUUGAGAUGAUUGAAACUGGAGUGAAACCAGAUGCACAUGGAUACUCAUCAUUUGUAAUAGGUCUUUGUGAUUGUGGAAAGUAUGAUCUAGCUUACACUUUUAUGCAAGAGAUCACCAGGGAGAGGGUUCCAAUUGAGGCCAUGGCUUAUAACAUGUUAAUCGAUGGACUAUGCAAAGAAAUGAAACUGGAGGAGGCUGAAAAAGUCUUGGAGAACAAGACCAAACAAGGACCUGCCACUGAUGUAUAUGGUUAUAGCUAUCUCAUUCAAAGUUAUUGCAAAAUGGGCAAUGUAGAAAAGGCUUUGGAUCAUUUGGAGGCCAUGGGAUCCCAUGGUAUCAAGAUAAACUGUCACAUUGUCGGUUAUCUUCUACAGAGCUUAAUGAAGUUAGGUAUGACUUCUGAAGUUAUAGUGUACUUCCAAAUAUUUAGAGAUUCAGGGCUCCAACUUGAUGGGGUGCUUUAUAACAUUGCUAUGGAUGCUUAUUGCAAGCUUGGGAACAUGAGUGAGGCAGUUAAGCUACUGAAUGAAAUGAGAGCUGGGGGUUUGCCACCUGACAAAAUCCACUAUACAUGCCUGAUCAAUGGCUACUGUCUGAAGGGAGAAAUACAACAGGCUCAACAGGUAUUCGAGCAGAUGCUGAAGGAAAAUAUAAAACCAGACAUAGUUACAUAUAACAUAUUGGCCAGUGGAUUUUGCCGGAGUGGUCUUGUUAUGGAGGUGUCUGUCCUUCUAGACCAUAUGGUGGAUCAAGGGUUGGAGGAUUCACUAACCUAUGCUGUAGCAAUUGAUGGUUUUUGUAGGAGAGGCAACCUGAGCGAAGCAGAGGUGUUAUUUAAUAGAGUAGAAGAAAAAGGGAUCGAUAAUAUUGAAGUGUUGUACAGUGCUAUGGUUUGUGGCUAUUUGCAUUCAGGCUGGACGGACCAUGCUUACGUGCUUUUUCUUAGGGUUGCUCAACAAGGAAAUUUUGUGGACCAUUUUUCGUGUUCAAAGUUGAUAAAUGACCUUUGUAGAGAUGGAAAUGUCAAAGGAGCUUCAACUGUAUUUAGCAUGAUGUUAGAAAAGAAUGUUGUUCCUGACGUAAUUUCGUAUAGCAAACUCAUAUCAGCUUAUUGUCAGACAGGAGAUAUGCAAAAUGCUCACUUAUGGUUCCGUGAUAUGAUUCAGCAAGGGCUUUCUGUUGAUGUCAUUGUAUACACUGUGCUGAUGAAUGGUUACUGCAGGGCUGGUCAGUUGCAAGAAGCAUGUGCAUUAUUUGUUCAAAUGACAGAUGUAGGGAUUAAGCCUGAUGUAGUUGCAUACACAGUGCUAUUGGAUGGUCAACUUAAGGAGACCCUGCAGAAAGGAUGGCAGGGCGUUGCUAAGGAGAGGAGCACCUUUCUUCUUAGAGCAAAACAUAAGGCAUUGUUGAGCUCUAUGAAAGACAAUGAAAUUGAACGUGAUGUACCCUGUUACACAGUAUUGAUCGAUGGGCACUGCAAAACAGAAUAUCUAGAGGAAGCUCGGUGCCUAUUUGAUGAGAUGUUGCAGAAAGGACUUACUCCUGAUGUUUACACAUACACAGCUCUUAUCAAUGGAUAUUGUAGCCAUGGAGAAAUAGCAAAGGCUGAAGAUCUUUUACAUGAAAUGAUAGAUAAUGGAAUGGAGCCAGAAGCACUGACCUUUUCAGUCUUAGAACAGAAAAUCUUAAGAUCUCGGAAGUCUCAAUUAUAUUUAUGAUUUCUCUAUGGUAAUAUAUUGUUGAAAAAUUAUCCCACUGAAGAGAAAGGUAAAUGCAUAUAACCUUUUCAAUCAUGAAUUUAUUGAAACUAAAAAAUUUGGCAUCCAAUAGGAUGAUGCCAUCCUCCUGCGGAGUGCCGUGUUCCGAGAAUCCUACCAGACGAGGUUCCUGGUGCUGGUGAUCACCAAUCUCAUGUCGACCAAGAAGGUGGACGUGUCCUGGGUCAAGCUUCUGCGGGCUCCGUAUCGUUUGCCAUGUCUAGAGUGUGGGAAGGUCGGCCCUCUUGGCACAUCACUGGAUCCUGGAGGAGAAGAAUGACACACAGGACAUGCUCAGUGUCAAAAUUGACAACCACCAGUGGAGCUGCGCCAAGAGGGCCGCCAGUGGAGCUGUGCACACCAUCUCAGUGAAGCCUGCCGCAGCACCAGCAACAACUCUGAGGUCUUACCGGACCAUUUUGUGCCUGUGGCUGGCGGUGUGUUCCCAGACAACCAACAGCAAAGAAGCAGAGCUAAGCUCUCUAGGCUCCUGAGCCAUGAGGAGCUCCCGCCGCUCCUAGUCCAUGCUGCCACAGAUCCAUUGGGCCGUUAUGAUAUGAUCCCCAAAUUUAUUCAAACUAUGCAUAUUGAAGGAAGCAAGCUGAUUGCUGUUGGGGCUGAAGGGCCAUUGGCUUCUUGAGUCUAUCUCAUCGCCUGAAGGCACCUCUCUUGCAGAAACAACUUUUAUGUGCACUUGUAGACCCUGCCCUUUUAAAUUCAUCAUCAGCUAGCUGGGCAGAUGUAGGAUCCUGUCUCGUGCUCAUUCAGAAAUAUGGAACCAAAGUUCAGAGCUGUGGGAUUGCUGUCUUUUGUUCAGAUGCAUCCUGUAUUGGUCCUAUUCAUGACUCAUCAGAGCUGUCUUUUGUCUAUCAGGAUCAUCCAAUGAGCUCAUUCAUAACUGGAUAUGGUUUAACAUGUCAUGAUACGGUGUUAGUUUUUCCAGCAAGUUUCAACCUGGAUUAGUGAUAUUGUGUGUUUGCAAUAGCGCUUUAAGUCAUCCCUAACCGAUUCCCUGCUGAAGACCUAUGUUUUGCUUGAAUGUACGCUGUAUAUCUUUUGUUGUAAUGUUGAUGUGCGUGUGAAGAAUAGCAAUGGUUUUGGUUU
Molecule: messenger RNA, 4049 nt
Organism: Phragmites australis (common reed)
Lineage: Eukaryota; Viridiplantae; Streptophyta; Magnoliopsida; Poales; Poaceae
Product: pentatricopeptide repeat-containing protein At2g26790, mitochondrial-like
Exons: 4
Coding region: 432-2906 (824 amino acids)
Molecular function (GO): protein binding
Source: RefSeq, a predicted model, not a curated record